ACCGGGCCAAGGCCUGGUUCAUGACACUUGCACCUGGCUCUCUCACUACAUGGACCGAGGUGUACUCGAAGUUCAUUGGGAGGUAUUACUCCCAUCAGAAGACUCAAGAGCUCCGGUCACAGAUCGUCUCGUUUGCUCAAUUACCGAACGAGUCUCUUCAUGAGGCUUGGGAGCGGUUCAAGGAUCUCCAACGGCAGUGCCCCCAUCACAACCUCUCUCCGGGGCUACUCAUGAACUGUUUCUAUGAUUCCCUCCACCAGAACUUGCAGUAUAUGGUCGACAACACGGCGGGAGGUGAUAUCGGAGCAAGGACAGCCGAGGAGAUGUUUGAGAUUUUUGAGACGAUGAGUACGAACUCGUCGCAGAAGAGCACGCGAGGCAAGAGGGCAGUAGUGAACAAGGUCGGUACAAGCAAUGAUACGGUGGCCCAACAGCUAGCUGAGCUUACUGAGCAGAUGAGGUUGCUUACCGCACGAGGUUCUCAGCCGGUUAAUACAUUCGCUGUUGAUACUUGUGGGGCGUGUGGAGUCCCAGGGCAUAGGUCCGAAGUAUGCCCCUCAUCUUUCGAGCAAGACCCCAGUGAGCAGUAUGCAGAUGCCAGUGCCUUACAAGGAUACCAGAAUCGGCCAGUCAAUGACCCAUAUUCCAACAUGUACAAUCCAGGAUGGCGGAACCACCCGCACUUCUCGUGGUCAAACAACUCCAACACCCUUCAGCCACCCCGACCGAACUUCAUGCAGCAACAACCUCGACCCAGCUUUAAUAUGCCGUCAUAUGGUAAGUUCUUCAAGGACUUAGUGACCAAGAAGUGGAAGUUUGAAGAUGGAGAGAAGGUGGUCGUGUAUGAGGCGGCAAGUGCAAUGCAGCACGAUUUGCCCAAGAAGGAACGUGACCCCGGAGGUUUCAUUAUCCAGAUAGCCUUGGGGAACGGGAAGGUAGCUUCGGGGAUGCUUGACCUCGGAGCCGGAAUCAAUCUCAUGCCCUUCUCGAUUUUUCAAAGGCUUGGCCUUGGGGAUUUGAGGCCAACUCGCAUGUGCCUCCAGUUAGCAGACCGUUCCAUCAGGUAUCCCAAGGGAAUAGUCGAGGAUGUUCUCAUGAAGGUGGGUAAGCUUAUCAUUCCAGUGGACUUCGUUGUUCUGGACGUCGGGGAUGUGCACGAGAAUGGGAAGGAUCACACCAUCCUUCUCGGGAGACCUUUCAUGGCGACGACUAAUACCCUCAUUGAUGUGAAGAAUGAUACUCUGAAUAUGACGGUUCUGGGGGAGUCGGUGUCUAUUUCUGUCCGAGAGGCCAUGUCUUCAUCUUCGGUAAAUUUCAUAGAAGAAUGUGCUUUUAUUGAUGUUGCUGACCUUUUUGUGGAUAAGAUGGUAUUUCAGAAGUUCGAAGACGUCUU
Molecule: messenger RNA, 1393 nt
Organism: Striga hermonthica
Lineage: Eukaryota; Viridiplantae; Streptophyta; Magnoliopsida; Lamiales; Orobanchaceae
Source: the annotation of a GenBank genome assembly